Messenger RNA from Mangifera indica (mango), 1176 nucleotides. Its product is annotated as AT-hook motif nuclear-localized protein 28-like. The record is from RefSeq and is a predicted model, not a curated record. Gene Ontology annotation, molecular function: minor groove of adenine-thymine-rich DNA binding; DNA-binding transcription factor activity. Gene Ontology annotation, cellular component: nucleus. Bases 40 to 903 code for a protein of 287 amino acids. NCBI's taxonomy places the organism in Eukaryota, Viridiplantae, Streptophyta, Magnoliopsida, Sapindales, Anacardiaceae. The transcript has a single exon.
CCUUCUCCCUCCUCUCUCUUUCAAACUUUCCGCUCUCCCAUGGCUGACUACUCCCGAGCAGCUAUCUCUCUCUCCCAACCCCACUCCUCCUCCGAUGACUCCUCCGACCACACCUCCCCUCAUCCCCCAACCUCCGAUUCUUCCUCCAAAACCAAAACCAUUCACAACACCACCGCCGCCACCAAGAUGACUCAUAUUGACCACCACCAGCAGAUUAUUCAAACCCCUUCCGAUAACACCCCAAGAAGACCUCGAGGAAGACCUCCCGGCUCCAAGAACAAGCCCAAACCCCCCAUUGUCAUCACCAAAGAUACUGACUCAUCCGUGAAACCAGUCAUCCUCGAGAUAUCCGCUGGGGCGGAUGUUAUUGAUCAUAUCAUCAACUUCGCCAGAAGAAACCUCGCUGGUAUUUCGAUAAUGAGCGCUUCGGGUUCUGUCUCUAAUGUCACUCUCUGUCAACCCAUUUCGCAUGCUCCUUCACUCUCUUUACAUGGACCCUUUAAUCUUCUUUCACUCUCGGGCUCUUAUUUAACGCCUUCUCUGAGUACUGGUGGUGCUGCUUCUUCUUCGCCUUCUUGUUGUUUCGGUGUAACUCUUGCAGGGGCGCGAGGGCAGGUGUUCGGAGGGUUAGUGGCGGGGAAAGUGACGGCGGCAAGUCAAGUGGUGGUGGUUGCAGCCACGUUCUCCAAUCCUUCUUUUCAUAGUUUGCCUGCUUCUGAUGAAACUGAACAAAACUAUCACCAUCAACAACACCAUCAGGAGAUUAAACCGAACGAGCCUUCUUCGAGCGCGGGGAAGUCUAUGCCGGUGUACGGUGUGGCUGUCACUAGCCCUACACCACUCAAUUGUCAGAUGUCUCCCAAUGUCAUGCAUUGGGGUCCGCCUUCUCGUUCUCCUUACUAAAAAACAUGUCCUUUUUGGUUAAUGUUGAGUUUUUUAGCUGCUGUUGUUGUAGUUUGGUUUUGUUUUAUGUGACUUUUUCUUUAUUCUCUGUGGUUUACUUUAUUUUGUCUUCCAGUUUCACAAAAGAUUGCAUGCCGGCCUCUGUGAACUGUGAUGGCCUGAAGGGUGUGUAGUGCUUGGUCUUCUCCUCUCUUCUGAUCUCUCGAUGUUACUGUUACUUGUUUUUUGAUAAGCCCGAGUGACCUGAAAUUAGCCUGAUGUAAUGUCAGUUUC